AUGCCCGACCACGCUGGGACGGCCGCGGCCGCGCCGCCGCAGAGCGAAUCGAACCCCACCCCGCCUAAGGAGCUGUAUCCCAUGGUGAAUUGGAAAUACGAUCUCUUCCUCUGGGUUCUGGGUGUUCUCGUCGACCUCUUCUUCCGCGAGGUUCACCCUCGCGGCUCCUGGAAGGUCCCCAAGACCGGUCCUAUCCUCUUCGUCGCCGCUCCUCACGCGAACCAGUUCGUCGAUGCUCUGAUCCUCCAGCGCACCCUCCGUCACGAAGCCGGCCGCCGAGUCUCUCUUCUCAUUGCCCAAAAGUCCGUCCAUGGCUUCAUCGGCUGGGGCUCGCGCCAGGUCGGUUCCGUCCCGGUCGGCCGUGCUCAAGAUGCCGCCAAGCCCGGCUCGGGCGUUAUCUACCUCCCGGACCCCAUCAACGACCCUACACUGAUUCGCGGUGUCGGCACCAAGUUCGGCCAGGGCGAGGGUGAAAUUCAUGGCAUGCUGUUUCUGCCGUCUGCCAAGAAGCAGACCGGCGCCAGCGUUGAUAUUGCGCAAAUCAUUGGACCCGAGGAAAUCCGCAUCAAGCGCCCUUUCAAGGGCAAGCUUCCCCUGGAGCAGCUGACCGGCCGCGACGACAUCGACGAGAAUGGAAACUUCACCGACAAGAACAUCAAGGGUUGCAAGGAGGGCUUCGAGGGCACCAAGUACAAGCUGGCUCCCCACAUCGAUCAGACCAAAGUGUACGAGGCCGUCUUUGACCGUCUCAAGUCGGGCGGUUGCGUCGGUAUCUUCCCCGAGGGUGGAAGCCACGACCGCACCGAACUGCUUCCCCUGAAGGCUGGUGUCGCGAUCAUGGCCCUUGGUGCUCUGGCCGAAGCCCCCGACUGUGGUCUGAAGAUUGUGCCCGUCGGCAUGAACUACUUCCACGCGCACAAGUUCCGCAGUCGUGCCGUGAUCGAGUUUGGUCCGCCCCUCGAGAUUCCCCCGGAUUUGGUCCGUAUGUACAAGAACAACCAGCGAAGAGAGGCCAUCGGCCAGCUCCUGGAUACCGUCUACCAAGCACUCAGCGCCGUCACUGUCUCUACUCCCGAUUACGACACCCUCAUGAUGCUGCAGGCCGCUCGUCGCCUCUACAACCCCACCGGAAAGAAGCUCCCUCUGCCCGUCGUUGUCGAGCUGAACCGCAGACUGGCCAUGGGAUACGAGCGCUACAAGGACGACCCGCGGAUCAAGGACGUGAUGAAGUCGGUCAAGGUGUACAACAAGCAGCUCCGCUACGUCAACCUCCGCGACCACCAGGUUCAGUACGCGAGAAUGUCCAUUCCCAAGGUCAUCUUCACUCUGUUCUAUCGCAUCGCAAAGCUUCUCGUCCUCCUCGUCGGUGUGCUGCCCGGUUUGAUCCUCUUCGCUCCUGUCUUCAUCGCAUCGAAAGCGAUUAGUGUUCGUAAGGCGAAGCAGGCGCUGGCUGCAUCGACGGUCAAGAUUCAAGGGCGCGACGUCAUGGCAACGUGGAAGCUCCUUGUGGCUAUUUUCCUCGCGCCAACGUUGUAUCACUUUUACUCGGCAAUUGUUACCUACAAGGUAUGGAAGGACCACCUCUGGGGAUACGUCCCUGCGUGGGUUCCGUGGUGGACGACCUACCUCGUCAUGUGGCCGUUGAUGGUGGGCAUCACAUUCGCCGCCCUCAGAUUUGGCGAGGUCGGCAUGGACAUCUUCAAGUCCCUGAGACCUCUCGUGCUGUGCUUGAACCCCGCCUCGAGCUACAACAUUCAGCAGCUGCGGACGAAGCGCGCAGAGCUCAGUAUCCAGGUCACCGACCUCAUCAACACCCUCGGACCGGAGAUGUUCCCCGAUUUCGAGAAGACGCGCUUGGUUGCCGACCCGUACAAGAUGGACGGCUACUCCCGGCCGCGCACCCCUCCCGCCCGCCGGGACAGCGACGCGUCGAGCGCGUACGACUCGGCCACGCCGCCCUCCAUUUCGAGACGGACCACGACACAAUCCAGCCGUGGUCUUCCCCGCAACGAGUCGUACAGCAACAUCGGCGGCGUGGGUAUCUUCUCCACGCGGCCGCCUUCUCGCUCUAGGAGUCGGAGCAGCAGCAGCGGAGGCGGUCUCAACUCGGGCGGCUUCCCCAUCAGCGGCUUCACUACGUUGGACUCGGCUGGCGGCUUUGACGAAGCCAGCAGGAAGAUCCGCGAGGCGAUGAAGUUGCGCAGGAGGAAGAGCGGCGACCACAAGAUGGAGUUGGGCGCCGACGAGAGCGAAGAAGAGGAGUACAACGAGGCUCGCAAGAAGAACACAUAA
Molecule: messenger RNA, 2292 nt
Organism: Colletotrichum karsti
Lineage: Eukaryota; Fungi; Ascomycota; Sordariomycetes; Glomerellales; Glomerellaceae
Product: acyltransferase
Exons: 2
Coding region: 1-2292 (763 amino acids)
Biological process (GO): phospholipid biosynthetic process
Cellular component (GO): endoplasmic reticulum membrane
Molecular function (GO): glycerone-phosphate O-acyltransferase activity; glycerol-3-phosphate O-acyltransferase activity
Source: RefSeq, a predicted model, not a curated record